Molecule: messenger RNA, 1316 nt
Organism: Salvelinus fontinalis (brook trout)
Lineage: Eukaryota; Metazoa; Chordata; Actinopteri; Salmoniformes; Salmonidae
Exons: 4
Coding region: 72-548 (158 amino acids)
Source: RefSeq, a predicted model, not a curated record
UAGCAAAGCCUGACAUACUGUCUUCUGUGUUUUACUUCAUAUUUUGACUCCAGCAACAUUCAGCAACAAAAAUGCUUCUACUGACUACAUUGGUUUUCUGGCUUGCUGGCACAUGUGAUGGUGUGCAGAGACUGACCUGUCCUUAUGAUCUAAAGGACAAGGACCUCCCCAGGGUGUGGUGUAAGGAGACGUCCCCACAGUGCUGUUCAGGCUUCAGCUUCAGCAGGGAGAGCAAGUCUUUGGAUGCAGGAAGGUUGAAGGUGACCCAGGGUGUUGACUCCUUCAUUGUGGAUGUCCUGGGCCUGGCCCAGGGAGAGGGAAUGUAUUGGUGCGGUGUGCUGAGCAGCAAUAAAACCAUCAUCAAACUGGCUGAGGAGUACUUCUACAGCAGUUCCUACGUUUGGGACAUUCUUCGCUGGAUUCUGAUGCCUCUGCUCCCCAUGGCGAUCCUCUUUUCUUACUGUUACUUAAAAAGAAAAGACCAAAACAAGGUAAAGUAUGACAUUAAAACAUUUCAUUCCUUAAACAGAAUAGCAAUUGCCAUGUAGCUACUGUUUUUCAACAGCUAUAACAUACACCUGGUAUUUCUUAAUUCAGAAGGAGGGAGUAUACAUGGACAUCCCUAUGAUCUCAGAUCUGGGAAAAAAUCAUCCACAUACUGAAGAAGAGAUAACUGAGCUGGAAUGAUGGACAUUGCUAAAGGCCACACAAAAUGCUAAAGGGGCUUUCAAUUCUAUGCUACGAAACAAGACAGCCAUUACAGCUUUUUACAGUUACACAAACUGAAGUUCUGUACCUCAAGAAAAUGUAUUAGUCUCCCUGGUGGUUACAAGAGCUAAGUGAAAAGAAUCUAAACCAAUAGUUUGUCGUAGCUUUCAUGAUUUACAUAAUGGAAAAAAAUGGAAACGCCAUCUAUGAAGAAAUACGUCUGCAUUUAUUAGGAUGAGCCAAACACAGGUUCACAUCCAGUGAAAAUAUGGAAACAUUUCAUGGGAUGAAAAUAAAUAUCAAUUUACCUUUGUAUACAUUAUUUUCUUAUUGUACAACAUAAGCCUCAUGCGCCAAUUGGAAAUUUGCUCUUAGCAUUAUUUUUGCCUCAUGAACCACCCAUUGAAUGACAACAAUAGACAGACAAUGCCGCAGUAUUUUAGAUUAAUGCAUAGUUUCAUAUUUUGAAAGAUACAUUUGACAUUUUAAACCUUCGAAUGUAAUCGAACGUGACAAGUAUAUAAUACAUCUAAAAGUCUGUUGUCUCGUCAGUUAAUAAACAUACCUUGUAACAUCGUCGAAAUAAAAGCUUCAUGUACCGUGUAUCA